This is a messenger RNA of Protopterus annectens (West African lungfish), 9426 nucleotides long. RefSeq names its product striatin interacting protein 2 (gene STRIP2). Bases 91 to 2550 code for a protein of 819 amino acids. Gene Ontology annotation, biological process: cytoskeleton organization. The transcript is spliced from 21 exons. Gene Ontology annotation, cellular component: cytosol. NCBI's taxonomy places the organism in Eukaryota, Metazoa, Chordata, Ceratodontiformes, Protopteridae. The record is from RefSeq and is a predicted model, not a curated record.
UCCCCAACUCUGUGUUACUGGAGUGCUGCGCUAGAGAAAAAAAUGUGACAGCUGUGAGGUGCCUAGAGUGUAGAGGCAUCCGGACUGAACAUGGACGAAAUCAGCGGUACCAACGGCGGGGGUAAUAACAAUAAUAAUAACAGUGGCUCUAAAGGCAAAGGCAUUCCUAAAAUGAGAGAACUGUUUCGGAGCCAGCGAAAGGAAUCCGAGGGUUCUCUGGACUCCCCUUAUCUGGAAUUUGAGUAUGGUGAUACAGAUGGUGUCACAGGAGAAUUCUCAGAACUGUACAGCUAUACAGAAGAACCCGAAUUUGCCAUGAAUUGGCGGUGCUUUGAAGAUGAUUUCAGGACUCAAGUGAAAAACAAAAGAUGGGUAGAGCUGGACAUCCCCCAACAGAAGGCCUACAUAAUGAGGGUGCUUGAUGGACUGGAAGUUGUUGACCGCGACAAGAGAUUAAACAUGGCCCGUGCUAUUCUUUACCUGGCUCAGGGUGUUUUUGAAGAGUGCGACUCUGAGGUCGAUGUUCUGCACUGGUCUCGACAUAAUGUUUUCCUGCUGUAUGAGAUGGGCACCUUUUCAGCUUUUCUGGAGCUGCUGAACAUGGAGAUUGAUAACAGCCAGGCAUGCAGCAGCGCACUGAGAAAACCAGCCAUUUCCUUAGCAGACAGCACAGAGCUCAGGGUGCUGUUGAGUGUCAUGUACCUGAUUGUUGAAACCAUUCGUCUUCAAACUGAAGAUGACAGGCCAGAGUGGAAAACAAUCCGUGAAACAUUCAAGGCAGAACUUGGUUGUCCAACACAUGGUGAGGAACCCUUUGCCCUUCUUCUUUUCACUAUGGUAACAAAGUUUUGCAGUGGACAUGCUCCACACUUCCCAAUGAAGAAGGUACUGCUGUUACUUUGGAAAACAGUGCUGUUUACCCUUGGAGGUAUGGAAGAUCUCCAGGUAGUGAAGGUAAAGAAACGAGCAGAGCUUGACCUUCCACCCUUUCCAGAAGACAGUAUCAAGGUGAUCCGUAGCAUGAGAGCAGUAUCCCCACCAGCAUAUUCACUGGAAUUGCUGGAUCAGCAGCAGAGACGUAGUCACCGUGGCCGGAGGCCUUUAGUAAAGCAAGACAGUCUGGAUGCAUUCAAUGAGAAGGAUCCUUUUAAAAAUGAUGACGUUGGGGGUGAUGAGGAGGAGGAGGAUACAGACAGUGGAAUUGAGGGAGAGUUGGAGCCUCUGGAGAGAGACAUAAUCAUACAGCCCCCACCACCACCACGGCUACCCAUUGAACGUGUGUCCUUUCCCAAGGGGCUUCCAUGGGCACCCAAAGUAAGAGAAAAAGACAUUGAAAAUUUUCUGGAAGUGUGUCGAAACAAAUUUGUCGGCUUCACCUUGGGAAAUGACAUAGACACAUUGGUGGGGUUACCACGGCCUAUUCAUGAAAGUGUGAAAAUCCUUAAACAGCAUAAGUACGUCUCAAUAGCUGACAUGCAGAUGCGAAAAGAAGACGAGCUACAGCAGUGUCCAAUGUCUCUGGGGGAAGAGAAGGUGGAACAAGUACCCGCAGAGAUGCUGUAUCAAGCCAUGCUACACAACUUGCCACAGUAUGUAAUUGCACUGCUGAAGAUUUUGUUAGCUGCUGCUCCUACCUCAAAGGCUAAAACAGACUCCAUAAAUAUCCUUGCUGAUGUAUUACCUGAAGAAAUGCCAAUCACUGUGCUGCAGAGCAUGAAGUUGGGCAUAGAUGUGAACAGACACAAAGAGAUCAUCGUGAAGGCCAUCUCAGCCCUGCUGCUCUUACUUUUGAAACAUUUCAAACUUAAUCACAUCUAUCAGUUUGAAUAUCUAUCCCAGCAUUUGGUAUUUGCCAACUGUAUACCUCUAAUCCUGAAAUUCUUCAAUCAGAAUAUCAUGUCAUAUAUCAGUGCCAAAAACAGCAUAUACGUAAUGGAUUUUCCAUACUGCGUGGUGCAUGAAUUGCCAGAACUUACAGCCGAGAGUCUAGAGGCGGGAGACAUCAACCAGUUUUGCUGGAGGAACCUCUUCUCCUGCAUCAACUUGCUGAGGAUCCUCAACAAACUUACCAAGUGGAAACACUCCAGGACAAUGAUGUUAGUAGUGUUCAAGUCUGCUCCGAUCCUGAAGCGGGCCCUGAAGGUGAAGCAGGCCAUGAUGCAGCUGUACGUUCUGAAACUGCUGAAGAUCCAAACCAAGUACCUCGGCCGUCAGUGGAGGAAGAGCAACAUGAAGAUCAUGUCUGCUAUCUAUCAGAAGGUGCGGCAUCAUCUGAAUGAUGAUUGGGCUUACGGAAAUGAUAUUGAUGCCAGGCCGUGGGAUUUCCAAGUAGAAGAGUGCACGCUAAGGGCAAACAUCGAGAAGUUUAACAGUCGUCGCUAUGACACUAAUCUGAAUGUAGACUUUACCCCAGUGGAUAACUGUUUACAGAGUGUACUAGGACAAAGACUGGAGUUGCCUGAAGAUUUUCACAGUACUUACGAGCUAUGGCUGGAGCGGGAGGUCUUCUCCCAGUCUAUCCGCUGGGAAGAACUUUUACAACCACACUGAUGCAUUGAUGCAUUGUCAGGACAUCAGAAACUGUCCUUAACAGGAGGCAGCGAAAUGACUACUAGGACAGCACAGCCAACUUCUAACUUAUCCACAUCCCUUUUCAGAAUUAAUUCAACAUAAAUAUGCUUUAUGUUUUGUUUUGGGGAAAUAGUGAAAGGUUAAUUUAUUUGUCUCUUGCACCAGUUUACUGAUGGGUCCAAGUUAUUUAUUCUGUUAUAUUCCCAAGUUUGAAUUUGAAAAUAUUGUAGUCAUAACUGCAGAACAAUUUAGAUUUGUUUGUAGUUUUGCUGUUUACUUCCUACCAUCAUUUUUCUUUAUUUUUCUGCCAUACCCUGAAAGUGAACAUUUCUGUUUGUAACAGCAGAUACAUUACACCAAUGGUUAUAUUUCAAAUACAAACUCAGGAUCAGAGCAAGUCUAAACAGUGUGCACAUAUUAGGAAGAAACUGUAAAUGUACUAAUUUUUGCCUGUAUAUUCUCUGGUCUAGUCUGCACCAAGUCAGCAUGCAGAUCUCAAAGAGACCAUUUUAGAUCUUGUACUCAUGAUAACUCCUUCAACAUUCCAGGAUUUUAGAAUCGGUCCAGUCCUUUAGAAGACUUGUGUUCAGGGAAUCACACUAAGUCACAUGACCAUCAGCUACUCCAUCUACCUCUCUACUAAUUCAGUGAGUCUUCUAAAACUGACUUUUCUCCAUCCCAGCUAAUUCUGGGACCAGUAAAGAGAUUGAGGCAUCCUGGAGUGGUGUACCCCCCCCCCGUGCACACAUGUACUGUCCCAGGGGGUUAUGCGCUGUAGGCACCAUGGCCUGUCAGCCACUUCCCCAUGUGUGACUCAGUCAAAGCCCUGCCUCCUCCUCUUUGUAGGCAACAACCACCUCCCCCCACAUGCCUGGUCUCCAUGAAGGAUCAACUGUGGAGGUGUGUCUGAGCAUGCACCAGUCUUUAUCCCUCCCCUUGUGAUGGGCAAGACAAUGUAGGAUACUCAAACCCCCACCUUGAGGUGGCUUCUCCAGUACUGGGGCUGCAGAUCCAACUCAAGCUGUAAGAGUGGUAGUUAUGGCUCCAUCUCUGUGCCACAGAACUGAUUUAGUAACUCAGGAUCAGUGAAUGUUGCAAUAGUUUAUUCUGCAUGAGUCUUAACAAUUUAUGGCAAAAAAAGUACUUCUAUUUUCCUUGCUGUGCUGUCUUCCCCAAGAUGUAUGUAUCUGAAGUGAUGAGAUUCACGGGCAACAGUGUUAAUCCAACAAAUUGUGAAUUUUCUUUUGUCUGAGUGAACACUAACCUGCAAAGCCUCAGCUACCAUUUCAAGCAGUAUCUGACAGUAGCUGAGAUCACUCACUGCAGACUCCAUCUUAUCAAAGAAGUCAUGUGACUCUUCAGUCUUCUUUGACUGGCCUUGAAGUUCAUUUUGUAUGCAGUUGUCAAUUUUGUUAACCUCGUCCAAACUUGGCAGAACCCACUGUUUACAUUUUUUCAGCCCAUCCUCCACAGUGUCCAGAUCUAUAGUGUUACUUUGGCUAGUACAGAAGGUAAUAAUGGAUUAAUAAGCCACACAAUGGUUUAAGGGAGUGGCUGGGCACAAGGGCCAUCAUUUCUUGCUGUAGGAAUGAAGGACAUUUCUAUUUUUAACUGUCUACCCCCUGGUAACUGCAAGGCUUGCAAUGACAUCAGGCAGGGGAUGCUCAUGUUUCUGAAUGCACACUUGCGGGAUCUCUGCCUGUCUCAGCCUGUAUACUAGCAGGAAAAGCAGCAACCUGAUGGAUACAUUCACUACUAGAGAACUGCCGUGCAGCACAGGAUCUCUGUUCCUUCCUGAGAUCAAACAGCUGGCUAAUUACUGCUGCUCCAUCUUACCUCCCCGUCUGACCUUCUGGUUUCAAGGCCAGUUAUCUGCCCCAGGUAAGUUGGGAUCAAAACUACUGAGUCCGAGAGUUAGUGUAUCUGAUACUGAAGUAAUACUUUUCAGCAUUACCUAUGGAAAGAAAGUCUGAAAUACAAACUUGGAUGGUAUUUGUAAUUAUUUUGUUGACAAUUUAGGAGUAUGUUUUCUUUGUGUCAGAAAAACCUUUGAAUAUAUGAAGUGCAUAGUUGAUUUUCAUAAUUUCUUCUUUUCCUCCGACUGUGUAUUGCCAGUUUGGCUUCCUUUUUUGUUGUCCUUUGACAUAUAGGUAAUGGUUAUUUCAAAAUCAGAUUGACUUUUACAGUUAUAUUUUUAUAGGAUUACAGUUUCACCAUCUUAGGAACAGGAAGGAAAAGCUGACAAUGUAUCCUUUAUCAAAUGCUUUUUCCUCACUUGAAAGUUAAAAAAAAACUUUGAAUGGUUUAUUUUUAUCUACAGAAGGAGCUGUGGCACUAACAUUAGGAACAAGGCUCAGUAUUCCUAUCAUUAUCUAUGUAUCAGUUGUCCUUAUUUUGGACAACCUUAUGAUGAACACUGGAAUCUGUAUUGGGACUGUGAAAGAGAAACUACAAGUCAGACUUUUCUCCAUCACAAAUUAAUGAAAGGGUACACAAGAUGUGCUUAAAACUGGGAAUCUUUUAUAACAAAUGAACUUUGAAUUUGGUUUUAGAGCCUGGCCAACAGAAUUUUAAUAAAAAAAUGUUGAGAUAUUUUCAAAAAUUGAUAGACACUGUGAAUUUCAGUUCCCAUCUCCCCACUAAUAGGUAUUUUAUUAUAUGCCACACCUUGUAUUAAUUUCAUAAUUUACUAGAUAAAUGCCACAUAUAAGUGCUUUCAGUUUGAAAACUUUACUGCAAGGCUAAGUCAUCAAGAGUUACAUAUUAAAUUAUUGAAAAUCUUUUAUGACCUCAGUAUUAAGCAAUGUGACAUACAUACAUACAUAUAUCAGGUAGCCAUUCAGCGUUACUUUACUUUGAACAUAUCCAUUAAAAUAUAGUUAUCUGUUUUUCCUGACACAAAGGUAAAUGUAUACACAUUCUCGUUAAUCCUGUUUCUAUUUGCUAGUAACAUGUAGUUACUUUAUUAAAUAUUGUUCAGAAUCCUUGUUUCAAGAAUCUUGUAAACAACACAAACCAUACCAGUUUUGUUGUGUUUUUACUGGGGUUCCUUUGUGUGUCCAUCAUAAUUUCAUGCCUCCUUUAAAAUGUCACUUUCACCAUAUCUGUGAUCACAAUCAGUCUCCAACCCUCUGAAACAUAUUUAUUUAAUUAGAGUUUGUUGACCAGGAAAAAUAUGAUACUUAAUGCAAAGAUCAACUAAUAGUGUGAUAAAAUUGUCAGAGUAUAAGGGUUUCUGUAAAAAUAGUUUGUAUACAAUGCCUUUUAAAAGGUUUACACAGUUACAUAUACGUGUAUAUAUAUAUAUUUUUUUUCUAAAAAACAAUGCUAACCCUGAUUACACUGCAGUAAUCUACAGAACACAAUCAGUGAAUGUAAGGCAGAUGGUGGUUACUGGACUUUAACAUUUAAAACUUACCUUGUAUUUAAAUUAUAAUAUUCUCAGAAAUAAUGCAUUUCUACUACAGGACCCUUUAGAGGCAUACAAAGAUAAAGUAUUGUGAUCACUUCUUCCUCAGAGUAAAUGAGGAACAUCGGCUUUUCCAUCACAGUUUCAUUCUUUGUGUCAGUAUACAUUUUUUUACAGUCUGAUUAACCUCAGGAUUUAUAUAAUUGUGAACAUGUAUUCAUAGCCAAAAGAGAAGCUUAAGACAGAUCAUUUGAAAGUAGCUCACUGGAAUUCUCUUUUAACAUUUACUGUAACACUUGCUAUACUUGGAAACACAAUUGAAACACACUUGAAUAGUUGUACUUAAUUGUAUAAAUAUUGUAUUUAAUGUUAUUCUUAAUUUAAUUGUUAUAAAAAUAUAAAAAGUUUAAAAAGUUUGUACAGAGGACUGGCGACAGCUAUGAAAACCAUAAAACUAUACACGCUGAUAAUGAUAUCUGGAGCCAUAUAUUUAAAGGAUGUACUAAUUCACCACAACUGAAAUAGUUUGAAACAAAUAAAUGAGGUAUGCAAUCAUGGGGGGGAGGGUUUGAACUGCUCAUAUACUAGACUCUUUUAUGGGAAGCAGGGGUUCAGGGGACAGUUCAUCCAAACAAUUCUAAUCAAAACUCCAACAUACUUAUAUAGUUCAUAGAAAAAAGUUCAAAUACACUUAGAUUUUUUUUCAGUGCUGUGAGUGCAAACCUUGCCAUUCACACACAAAACACAUGUACCCCACCACACACACACACACACACACACACACACACACACACACACACACACACACACACACUCUUGCUAUAACCAGUUGUAACAUAACUUCACCUUAGAGCUCUUCGAAAAGAACAUUUUCAGAAUUUAUUACAAAAGAAAAAUACUUGUAUUUCUUUGACUUAUGGCAGAUUUGUUGACAGGGAACAGUAUUAGAUUUGUUCACCAAAAUAGUUAUCCUGCUUCUAAAGCAACUGAGCAGUUUGAAUACAAGGGUAUAAUGGUGUUUCAAGCAUUUCACAAUCCUGUUGAUGCAUUACUGCUAGGCUUUUUAUGUGAAUGUGUAUCUGGAUUUAUGUUUAAUAUCAAAUGUAAAAGUUAGACUUUUAAGUAUUGUAUAAAUUCAGGUCAUCCAAUCACCAUGUUGUUGUGUUGACCAGUGUCUUAUCCUUCUGUGCCUCCACCUACAGCCCAGGUAGUGACUAGUUUUCCUCUCACAGAUGAAGACUGAGUAGGCAGCCCAUAUAUAUAUAUAUAUAUAAAUAUAUAUAUAUAUAUAUAUAUAUAUAUAUAUAUAUACACACUCAAGUGUCAUUCUGAACUACAAUGUAAGAAUUUAUACUGGCUGCAGGAAUCUGUCGUAUGCUAAAUCACAGUAACCUUUCUAUUUGCCCUCUGCAUUUGUCUCCAGCAGUAUAGGUUUGCAGUAAUGUAGUUUCAGCAUGUUCAAAUUACUUUGCACAGUCAUAGGUUGCCCACAUCAUUUAGUGGUCCACUUUCUUGCCUGCCCCAUACUUCAUCAAGAAGUGUCUGACAACCCAUGAAGGACAGCCACUUCUAUGAUCUGCAGACAUCUCCACAGACAGAUCUCAGAAAACACAGAGAGUUUGUUCCCUGAGCUGACAUUUUCAGUAGACAGUGUCUGCAUGCCAGUUACAUUGUAGACAUCUUUAGACCAGUGAGGUGUCAUUGAAGAAUGACCUUGUUGUUUAGCUGAUACAACUUGGUGCUAGUGGGAUUCUGAUGAUAUGUCAGUGUUCUGAAAAGUAUUAUAGUCAAAUAAUUCCAUUACUGAGAAGUCUAAAUCUUCAAAUUGUUUCCAGUAUGUUUCUGCCAGAGUCCUAUUUACUGUUUACUUUUGUUGACGUUUUCAAACAUGAUGCCCACUGAUUACUUCCAAAGUUCUGCCUUAUAAAAAAGAAUGUAAUUCAAGGGUUAAACCAUGGCAGUAAGAGACAGAAGGCAUGCAGUUUAAAUUUCAACGUCUUUACAGGCUUAACUUGUGACCUUGUCUGUUUUUAUGUGACACUGAGGCAUACAAAACCUUAGAAGGCAGAUCAAAUCAUCUUGAGCCAGAUUUUACACCGUUGAGUGGUUAGCUCUGGUACAGCAUGCAGUCUUUGAUUCAUGUUGGCCUACUUAGGGGAUACUGAACACCAUAGUUGAUGACCAAGGUGGUUGAACUAUACAACUGUUCCACGCUAGGCACCAUCUAGAGUCUAUGAUGCUGCUGCCCACAUAUCUGUUCAUGGGUGAGUUUCAGGUGGAAACACCAAGCAUGUUUUUGGGAGGUGGGUGUUACCCACAUAGACACAGGGAGAACCUGCAAAUUCCACACAGGCAUUGGCCGGAGGUCAGGAUUAAAUCAUGUACUUUGUGCAUGGGAAAUGAAGACCUUAACCAUUAUGUGAACUGUGUCAUUCCUUAGAAGGCAGAGAUGACAAAAAUUACAGGCAACUCAUUUAGGCUUUCAGAAAUCAGCAUUUUGUUCGAGGAUAAAUAACUUAGCCUAAAUCAGUUCUUUACAAUGUGUUUUACAAAAUUUUCAGACUUUAGUAAGUUAUUUCAAAGAGUAAUGCUCAAACACUGAUAAAUUUACUUUUAUGCCAUUCCAAAGUUAUGUAAAUCUUACUGGUUCUGGAGUGUAGCUCAUAAGGUAUUUCCCUGUGAGCUACAACACCAAAACCAAAAGGCUGCAGCACCGCUUCACCAUAGAGCGGUACGGCUGAGUUAUCGUCUGUACUCUUCUAGCGUGGCUGUCUCUGUUAGAAUACAGCCAGGUAGCUACCCUUAGGGAUCGCUGCAGUGUACUUGGUUUCUUGUCAGAGCUUAAAGCUACAGCAGUUAUGCUUUUCAGCCUUGCCGCUCUACAGCGAAGCUGUGCUGCAGCCUUCUGGUUUCCGUGUUGUACCUUGCAGGGAAAUGUAUUGGAAGCUACAAGACACAACCCAAAUAUUAACCAAGGUAAGUCAAAGUUUGCAUCUGCACUUGUAAUAAUAAACAGUCCCACCAUGACAGUCUUAUUUUGAAAAAAAAAAUUAAACAUUCUUUGACAGUUGCACGAAUAGUUUCUAAAAUAGUGUGAUAUAAUGCUCCGAACACACUUCCUGCUGAACAUUACAGUUAGUUGUACGUGAGCACCCAUGAUAGCUUUAGCCACAGAUUCUCAGUCAGCCAGUAUCCAUCAUUUUUGGCAAAUUUGAUAAUAAAAAAUACAUUAUUUUCUGACUUGUCAAACGAAGACUUGUUUAGGACAUUGUCUGAGACUGUAUUUUUGCUAAUGCCAAUUUCUGAUGAGGAAUCUUUUAACAUUAAGAAAAGUCAGAUGUAGUUGUAUUGAAGCUUCAGAGAACUAGAUUAGGCAGAAACCAGAAAAAUGCAUAAAUAUAUAUCUGCUACAUUACGGAAAUAAAUAAUUGGAUAUAAAACCAGAA